Messenger RNA from Paramecium tetraurelia, 1692 nucleotides. RefSeq lists its product as uncharacterized. NCBI's taxonomy places the organism in Eukaryota, Ciliophora, Oligohymenophorea, Peniculida, Parameciidae. Gene Ontology annotation, cellular component: cilium. The transcript has 3 exons. Gene Ontology annotation, molecular function: tubulin binding; tubulin-glutamic acid ligase activity. Gene Ontology annotation, biological process: microtubule cytoskeleton organization; protein polyglutamylation. The record is from RefSeq and is a predicted model, not a curated record.
AUGUUUGGCAAAGUGAUUGUCUUGAUUGUAUCCAUAUUAAGUCUGCUACUUACUUAUAAUUUCAUUAGGACAUCACUUAUAUAUAAAAACAAGCAGGAAGUUGAUCAAAUAUUGAGCUACUUGAACAAAUAUUUGACUCAGACUUAUUUUGCUCCAAUAGCAACUAAAACUUAAUAUAACUCAAUAUUGGUCAAACCUGAAAUAGAUUAUUGCAAACGUUCAGAUUUAUACAAAUUUUAUCAUCCUGAUAUUGUGAUGAAAGAUACUUAUACUUUUAGAGAAGCAAGAGGAGUUAUAAGGGAAACAUUAAGAUCCUCUUAUUAUGAUUGCAUUCCUUAGAUGACAUACAAACAAAAAAAUACUUAAUGUAAAUUCAAUUAUUAGGUUAUGUUAGAUUUACCAAGACACGUGUUGCCCAUACAAUUAACUCUUCCUUUUACUUAUUAUGACUAAUUAGUGCAUAAAUUCUAAGUCGGAUAAGAAUCAUUAUGUUUAUUCUAAAAAUACAAUCACUUAGUAUCUAGGCAUGUGCUUUCACAUAAAGAUAAUCUAAUGAAUAAUUAAUACUAAUAUUUAGAUACACUGAGAAAAAGCGGAGUUGAUCAAGAUUGCAUAAACAACGCAACGUUUGUUCCUAAGACUUAUAGAUUAUUUAAUAAGCUAGAUUGUGAAGAGUUUUUCGCUUAUUUGAAUUCGGUUGAAUAUUAGGCCUUAGUAGAAAGAGAUGGUCCAUAAUUUAUAACCAAGGUUGGUUUAGAAGUUCAUAGAGGAAGAGGAAUUAAUGUGCUAUUUCCAGAUGAGACUAAAAUCUUAUAAGAUACAUAUAAAUAUGGCAAAAGAUGUGGAAUUGACAAAUCAUUGCUUGUUGCAUAGAAAUAUAUUGGAAACCCUAUGCUAUUUAAUGAUCAUAAAAUAGAAUUUAGAGUUUAUUGGGUUCUUGCUUCUACGAAUCCCAUUAUAGCCUAUUCUUAUGAUAAAACUUUGAUUAGAAGAUGCAUAACUCCCUUCGAUAAAUUUUCUUUGAAUAAGGAAGCACAUGUUUGUAAUACAGCUAUAGUGUAAAGUACUUUGUAGAAAAAGGGAUCUAACUUAUUUAUGAAUGAUGAGAAUUCCGAUGAGUCAGAGUUAUAUAUAGACUGGAAAUUAGAUUAUCUUUAGGAUCUUUUAUUAAAAUAAGGAAAGAUCAAAGACAAUAAAUGGCUUUAAAAUUAUUUACAUCCCACAAUUGACAGAAUGAUCAUACAUGCAAUUAGAUCUGCAUAAUCAAAAUUUAAUAGAGAUAGCAGAUUAGCUGAAUUUUUUGCUGCCGAUUUCAUAAUAACAGAUGAUUUACAAAUAUAUAUUAUGGAAAUGAAUUAUAACCCAUAAACAUUAAAGACAACUUUGGCUAGAGAAAAAUAACAUGCCAAAAUGACCCAAGAUAUGAUUGAAAUACAAAAUGCCUAUCUUAGAAGUAAAUAUUUAAGAUUUUAAAAAAUUAUUUCAAGAUUGGCUUCUAAAAUGAACAAAGAUAAAAGACCUCUCGACUCACUAUUAACUAAUAAAACUAUCGAUGAAAUUAAUGAAGCUUAUGUCGAUAAACUUGACUAAGGAAUAAAAAUAAGUGAAGACAAUCUAUUUAGAUUAGUAAUGGAUGAAAGUUUAUCUGGAACAAAAAAGUACAAAGAUCUGAUUUAAGAAUAGUGUAUUUGA